Molecule: messenger RNA, 504 nt
Organism: Pneumocystis jirovecii RU7
Lineage: Eukaryota; Fungi; Ascomycota; Pneumocystomycetes; Pneumocystales; Pneumocystaceae
Exons: 3
Coding region: 1-504 (167 amino acids)
Source: RefSeq, a predicted model, not a curated record
AUGAAUAACGAACGAUUGGGAGUUCCACUGGCUUCACGGCUUAUUUUGUAUGUAUCAGCAACGUCUCUUGUAUGUUUCACUUUAGGAUCAGUCCUGGGUGGCAAAAAGAGUGGACUACGUUUUUUUGCAGAAAAUGCACAUAGACUGCCAACUACGAUUGAUGGAUGGUAUUUCUAUCAUAAAACGAAGAAUUACAAGUUAGAAAGUGUUAUGCUAGGUGCCAUAAAAACAGGUGUUAAAUAUGCACUACGUACGUCUUUUUGGGUAGCAACAUAUGUAUGUAUAGAAGCAGGAAUGGACCACAUUCGUAGGUGUAUAGAUGUAGCGAACACAAUGUUUGGGACAGUACUAAGUGGAAUGACAUUUUCAUAUAUAAACCGACUUUCUCGUACAAUGGUUCUUCGUAUAUUUUAUUUAACAAAUUGUUUUGGAUUUGCUAGUGGGAUUUUACAAGAUCUUAUAAGAUAUCGAAAUGGACAAUACGUUUGGUAUCUUGAAUCAUAA